CUCCACACCCCACCCCGACUCAGGGGCAAUGCGUACAUCGUAGGUACUCGUGUACCUAGAGUCUGGACCCUCGUGCGUGAUAGUGAUUUCGUUGUCGGACAUGGCCGGAACACUUUUCUCCGAUCUUGCUUCACAGCAAUCCAGCUCUACCUCUACAUUGGGCACAGGGUCGCGUGCGCUUGUACUUUGAGGACCCUGCCAUAGAUACUGUGUACAGCCAGUUCAGAAGUGCCAUCCCCGCUUGUCUUUGGGUGUCGUUUGUCCCUCCGGCCGUUGUAUUGCCUUUUUUAUUCUACUUCACCGUCACUCUCUUCUUUGACUUCACCUGUUCAAUUUGGCCGCAAUGAUGGGCCAUGCUCAGCACGGGCUACCCAGGCCAGUCCAAUCUGUUCGCUGGCGACAGAACAUGCUGAGCCCCCAUCGACUUGCCAAAUAUUUGCUGGUCGCUUUCUUCGCAAUUCUGGCAAUAGGGAUUUGGGAGCGAUCGGGACUGCCACAAGGACUUGCACAUUUCACCGCCACGACUGGGAAUAGUACUGAAGUGCAGGUGCCUGGAACGCCAACCGCAGAACCUCAUGCGGGAACGUCCUUGAGCGAAGGAGACGAAGACGAUGCCACCGAUGGGCCGUUUGAGGGUUCUGUAAGUGCGGAUUCCGAAAACGAUCCCAACUCGGAGGCUCUGCCCUCCUCAAACCUCCAACCCUCUGCCCCUUCUACCGAAGCCUCAUUCCCCAGAUUUGCCAAAAUCACCGCAACGUUCGGAGAGCGGGACCCGCCUUACGAGGACGCCAUCUCAUCGCACAAUCUUCACAAUGAACUCCAUGGCUACCCGCACUUCAUCCUCCGCGAGCAAAUGCUGCGAGGUCUCUGGUCCAAACACGCAUAUAUCCUGACAAUCAUCGGGAAUGAGCUUGCCAAACCCGCGCAUGAGCGGCUAGCAUGGCUCAUGUGGCAUGAUCGCGACACGGUGCUCAUGAAUCCUCAAAUACCUUUGGAUAUCUUCGUCCCUCCUUCGCCCGCGUUUGAUCACAUCCAUCUGCUGGUCACCAAUGACAGGAACGGACUCAACAACGGUGUAUUUUUCUGCCGCGUGUCGGCUGCGAGUUUCAAGUUCUUUGCAAGUGCAUUGAGCAUCAGAGAGUAUGAACCCGAGAUACAAUUGAAGUAUACCGAGCAGUCGGGAAUGGAAGAGGUCAUCAAGCGCGAAAACUGGAACAGUGCCGUAGCAUAUGUCCCGCAGCGCUGGUUCAACGGCUUCCCACCCACCGAAAAGUCUCUAAAGUCAGGAAAAGCAUCUGCCGCCCGUCCAGGGUCUCUGCUAAUCCACUUCGCCUCGAAUCGUGAUGGCCGGAGGCCGGAACGAAUGGCUCACUGGGGGGAGAUCGCGAAGAAUAGAUCGGCCGAGUGGGAUAAGCCUGUCGAACAGACAGGCUAUCUGCAGGAGAUCGCCGAGUAUUGGGAGCGGUUGGAGAAUGGCGACAGUCAGGAGAGCAUCAUUGAAGAUAUUGAGGAUCGAGUGUGGGACUGACGGAGGAUCGUCUCAAACAUGUAAUUGGUUCUGUGCUAGUACUGUUCUUACACGAUUAUUAGUUUUCUUGUACAUAUUAGAAGGUUUUUAGCUAGUUAGGAGUCCUUUUUAGGCCUACAUCUACGACCGUUUAGGAUA
Molecule: messenger RNA, 1666 nt
Organism: Westerdykella ornata
Lineage: Eukaryota; Fungi; Ascomycota; Dothideomycetes; Pleosporales; Sporormiaceae
Exons: 2
Coding region: 407-1528 (373 amino acids)
Biological process (GO): protein N-linked glycosylation
Cellular component (GO): Golgi membrane
Molecular function (GO): glycosyltransferase activity
Source: RefSeq, a predicted model, not a curated record